UAUGGAUAUUAACUGCAAAAGAUACGACGAAACUUCCACUGUUAUUAUAAAAGACUUGAAACGAUUCCUUUUCCUAAAUGGCUUCAACCCAAGACUCCCAGCCUUUCCACUGGCACUACGCCGAGCUCGGAGACCAUGACUUCGAAAUCCGAGGCCGAACCCUCUUCUUCAUCGUCGUCCUCUUCGCCAUCCUCCUUAUUUUCACUCUUAUCUUCGUUUACGCCCGAUGGGUAUUUAGCUGCUACCGAGACACGCCCACUCCGACCUCCCACGCGCGUCCGCCUCCUCCGCUGCAGCCUCGAGGGCUUGACCCCGCUACCAUCAAUGCGUUGCCUAUAACUAUGGUCACGCGCGGGAGGGCGCUUGAGAGUGAGUGUUGUAUCUGUCUUGGAGUGUUUGAAGAUGGCCAGAAAGUUAAGGUUUUGCCUUCUUGUCAUCAUCCCUACCAUUCCGAGUGUGUAGAUAGGUGGCUCAGUGCUGAGUCAAGUUGCCCACUAUGUAGAGUUUCUCUCAGAGUUGAAUCAGGUCAGCUUCAUCAGAUUCCUGUCAUUGUAAGUCAAUGACAACAAAACAUAGAACAAAAAGAAAUAUUAAAAAAAAAAAACUAUACUUGUAAAUGACGUUGAUCUAUGUUGUAAAGCAUCUAUUUCCACUAAUUUGUUUUGAUUAUUGUAUUAUUUGUUCUUCUGUUUUGGAUUUUGAGUUGGUUUGUUGGGAGUGCUCUAAAUGGAAUGCCGUGUGCUUCAUGAAUUUGCUCAAUGAAUUAUUUGUUUUUUAGUAAUGGAUGAAUAUGGUUGGUCAUUUGUUGCCUUCUGGCCUUUUAAAUAAGGGUCGUUGUGAGUGGAGAAAUCAAAUUCAUGCUUUUUUUUUUCUUCUUCUUCUUCUCUUAUUGCAUAUU
Molecule: messenger RNA, 898 nt
Organism: Durio zibethinus
Lineage: Eukaryota; Viridiplantae; Streptophyta; Magnoliopsida; Malvales; Malvaceae
Source: RefSeq, a predicted model, not a curated record